AUGGCAGACGCGGCAGAGCUGGACUUCAAGGUGGGUGCCAAAGGCAAGAAGCAGUUGGUGGACAACAAGCUCGACACGAUGUUUCGUGGCGGCAAGGUGGACAACUACUUCAAGGUCUCUCAACGUGGGUCAAACCUCACCACAGAGAUCCGCGCUGGCAUCACCACCUUCUUGACGGCUGCUUACAUCAUGGCUGUGAACCCGAACAUUCUGAGCACCACGGGGCUGAAGUUCGAAGGCCUGGUCUUUGCGACAGCUGGGCAGUUGCGAGUGAGCACGGCGGUCGAGGCUAAGCUAUGUUUGCAGGCUUGCAUGAAAGGGCGAGAGAAUACUGAGCUGAAUGCUCGGCUAGCUGGGCGGGAGGGCCAACCGAGGACCUUGAUCAUGGCCCUGUGGGCUAACCUGCCUUUCGGCUUGUGGCCCGGCAUGGGCAUGAACGCCUACUUUGCAUACACCAUCGUGGGCUUCAAGGGUGGGCAGAACUCUGUGAAGAAGGUGAUGUUUGCCGUGACCAUCGAAGGUGUGAUCUUCAUUCUGAUGUCCCUCUUCGAUCUUCGAAGAUAUGUCUUCAAGGUGUUCCCCACCUGGAUGAUGAAAGCGACGAUGGCUGGCAUCGGCUUGUUCUUGGCCUUCAUCGGCUUGCAGGCGGGCAACGGCAUCGACAUCGUGCGGGAUCAUCCGGCUGUGCUGGUGGACCUCGUGACGCUGACCGGAGAGCACUUCCUGCGCACGUGGAUCGGCAUCGCUUUCUUCUGCCUCAUGAGCCUGUUGAUCCUCCUGCGCGUGCGAGCGGCCGUGAUGAUCGUGAUCCUGCUUAGCGCCAUCCUGUCGUGGAUCUUGAACGCGGCUGCCGUGGAGCAGUUCACCUACAAGCCCAUGUGCUGCUUGGGCAGCGUGUCCUACACAGAGCCGUCGGCCGGGGGCGUUGAGUGGUAUCCGAAGCCCGGCGGCGGAUUUUACCCGAAGCCCACGUGCGAGAACCCGUACACUGUGCCAGGACAGGGAAAGAUGGAUGAGACGGACUCGGGCGUGAGCUUCAGUUGGGAUUCCACGGCCUCCGUGGCGCUUUCGAACGGUGUCUACACCAUCACCAAUGCUGGCUCCUCGGUGAACCACACUGGCAGCCUCUACUUCGAGGGCAUCGCAGCUGGCCGCGACUCCUCCUUCAAUGGCGGCUGCACCGACACCUGCCAUGCCAUGAUGGGUGGCUUCAAUCCUGCCUGCUUCGGCACGGUGCUGGUCGAGACAGGCUGCUGGACUUCCAUGUCCUACCAGAGCCGAGCCACACAAUCGCUUGUCCUUGACGAGUUCGGCGAGGGCUGCAUCGGUGGGGCUGGCCGUAUCCCGAAGACUUUCAGCGCCCCCUCCGCCAUCGCCUCCGUUCCGCUCAUCGAGAUGGCCGGAGACCUGGUGGCUCCUUUCGACGGCUGGUACGGCUGCGAUGCGAACGGCGACUGCUUCGCCGGCGACGUGUCGGGUGGCACGAUCCUCGCUUGGGACACGUCGGGCUUCAGCGACUGGCAAGGCUUCUGGAACCCGCUGCUCACCCUGCUGUACAUCGACUUCAUCGGUACGAUGGGCUUCCUCUACGCAGCCGCGGACCUGAGUGGCUUGGUCGACCCGAAGAAGCCGGAGACCUUCCCAGGAUGCUAUGCGGCCUUCAUGGCCGAUGCCGUCGGCACCUUCGUGGGAGGCUUCUUGGGAACCAGCUCCGUGACCACCUACGGCGAGUCCAUGGCCGGAGUCUACGAAGGUGGCCGAACAGGGCUCACGGCUCUGGUCAUCGCUUUCAUGAACUUCAUCUGCAUCUUCCUUACCCCGCUCCUGUCCUCGGUUCCCACCCUCUCCACCGGCCCCGCACUGGUGAUGGUGGGCGUCUUCAUGAUUGAGGGCGUGAAGGACAUCGACUGGACCGACUACAUGCAGGCCAUCCCCUCCACUAUCUGCAUUCUGCUGCAGAUCACCACGUACAAGAUCGAGGUCGGCGUGCUGGGUGCCCUGAUGGUCUGGGCCUUCCUGAUGAUCUUCUCCGGCCGUGUCUUCUUGUACAACGACAAGGUUUGGAACUCCAUGCCGGGAUGGUUCCAGAACUUCGUGGCCAACCAGAACGGCGACGAGGAGUUCCGCAAUCGCCUGAGGGAGGUCGGCAAGCUGCCGCCGGCUGACGAGAAGAUGCCGGCAGAAAUGCAGGCCCUGCUGCUGAUGCUGCAGGUCUCAUGGCUGAGUUUAGUCUGGCCACGUUUGGUGGACCCGGGCAAGAAGCAGUUAGUGGACAACAAGCUCGACACGAUGUUUCGUGGCGGCAAGGUGGACAACUACUUCAAGGUCUCUCAACGUGGGUCAAACCUCACCACAGAGAUCCGCGCUGGCAUCACCACCUUCUUGACGGCUGCGUACAUCAUGGCUGUGGCUCGUCACUGCAAGGGUGGGUCGGGGCGGGGUGUACCCGAAUGGAGCGGCGUUCCCAAAGACCUAGUGAACCCGAACAUUCUGAGCACCACGGGGCUGAAGUUCGAAGGCCUGGUCUUUGCGACAGCUGGGUCAAGCUGCAUUGCUAAGCUAUGUUUGCAGGCUUGCAUGAAAGGGCGAGAGAAUACUGAGCUGGAUGCUCGGCUAGCUGGGCGGGAGGGCCAACCGAGGACCUUGAUCAUGGCCCUGUGGGCUAACCUGCCUUUCGGCUUGUGGCCCGGCAUGGGCAUGAACGCCUACUUUGCAUACACCAUCGUGGGCUUCAAGGGUGGGCAGAACUCUGUGAAGAAGGUGAUGUUUGCAGUGACCAUCGAAGGUGUGAUCUUCAUUCUGAUGUCCCUCUUCGAUCUUCGAAGAUAUGUCUUCAAGGUGUUCCCCACCUGGAUGAUGAAAGCGACGAUGGCUGGCAUCGGCUUGUUCUUGGCCUUCAUCGGCUUGCAGGCGGGCAACGGCAUCGACAUCGUGCGGGAUCAUCCGGCUGUGCUGGUGGACCUCGUGACGCUGACCGGAGAGCACUUCCUGCGCACGUGGAUCGGCAUCGCUUUCUUCUGCCUCAUGAGCCUGUUGAUCCUCCUGCGCGUGCGGGCGGCCGUGAUGAUCGUGAUCCUGCUUAGCGCCAUCCUGUCGUGGAUCUUGAACGCGGCUGCCGUGGAGCAGUUCACCUACAAGCCCAUGUGCUGCUUGGGCAGCGUGUCCUACACAGAGCCGUCGGCCGGGGGCGUUGAGUGGUAUCCGAAGCCCGGCGGCGGAUUUUACCCGAAGCCCACGUGCGAGAACCCGUACACUGUGCCAGGACAGGGAAAGAUGGAUGAGACGGACUCGGGCGUGAGCUUCAGUUGGGAUUCCACGGCCUCCGUGGCGCUUUCGAACGGUGUCUACACCAUCACCAAUGCUGGCUCCUCGGUGAACCACACUGGCAGCCUCUACUUCGAGGGCAUCGCAGCUGGCCGCGACUCCUCCUUCAAUGGCGGCUGCACCGACACCUGCCAUGCCAUGAUGGGUGGCUUCAAUCCUGCCUGCUUCGGCACGGUGCUGGUCGAGACAGGCUGCUGGACUUCCAUGUCCUACCAGAGCCGAGCCACACAAUCGCUUGUCCUUGACGAGUUCGGCGAGGGCUGCAUCGGUGGGGCGGGCCGUAUCCCGAAGACUUUCAGCGCCCCCUCCGCCAUCGCCUCCGUUCCGCUCAUCGAGAUGGCCGGAGACCUGGUGGCUCCUUUCGACGGCUGGUACGGCUGCGAUGCGAACGGCGACUGCUUCGCCGGCGACGUGUCGGGUGGCACGAUCCUCGCUUGGGACACGUCGGGCUUCAGCGACUGGCAAGGCUUCUGGAACCCGCUGCUCACCCUACUGUACAUCGACUUCAUCGGCACGAUGGGCUUCCUCUACGCAGCCGCGGACCUGAGUGGCUUGGUCGACCCGAAAAAGCCGGAGACCUUCCCAGGAUGCUAUGCGGCCUUCAUGGCCGAUGCCGUCGGCACCUUCGUGGGAGGCUUCUUGGGAACCAGCUCCGUGACCACCUACGGCGAGUCCAUGGCCGGCGUCUACGAAGGUGGCCGAACAGGGCUCACGGCUCUGGUCAUCGCUUUCAUGAACUUCAUCUGCAUCUUCCUUACCCCGCUCCUGUCCUCGGUUCCCACCCUCUCCACCGGCCCCGCACUGGUGAUGGUGGGCGUCUUCAUGAUUGAGGGCGUGAAGGACAUCGACUGGACCGACUACAUGCAGGCCAUCCCCUCCACUAUCUGCAUUCUGCUGCAGAUCACCACGUACAAGAUCGAGGUCGGCGUGCUGGGUGCCCUGAUGGUCUGGGCCUUCCUGAUGAUCUUCUCCGGCCGUGUCUUCUUGUACAACGACAAGGUUUGGAACUCCAUGCCGGGAUGGUUCCAGAACUUCGUUGCCAACCAGAACGGCGACGAGGAGUUCCGCAAUCGCCUGAGGGAGGUCGGCAAGCUGCCGCCGGCUGACGAGAAGAUGCCGGCAGAAAUGCAGGCCUAG
Molecule: messenger RNA, 4461 nt
Organism: Symbiodinium sp. CCMP2592
Lineage: Eukaryota; Dinophyceae; Suessiales; Symbiodiniaceae
Source: the annotation of a GenBank genome assembly